This is a messenger RNA of Momordica charantia (bitter melon), 1937 nucleotides long. Its product is annotated as beta-amylase 1, chloroplastic. Lineage: Eukaryota; Viridiplantae; Streptophyta; Magnoliopsida; Cucurbitales; Cucurbitaceae. Gene Ontology annotation, biological process: polysaccharide catabolic process. The record is from RefSeq and is a predicted model, not a curated record. Gene Ontology annotation, molecular function: beta-amylase activity.
AAAUGAAAAGUUGGAAGGUGCAAAUCAAAUUAUUUGUAAACCAGCACUGUGGAAUGUCCUUUCUAAUGGAUUCUAUCUCCUCCACUUCUAAACCACACCAUUCAGAAGAAACCCUAAUCUCAAAAUUCAACUCCGAAUCUUCCACAGUUUUCCUAACCCUAAUUUCCUCUUAAUCCAUGGCCAUCGCUUCUCCAUCUGCUCCAAAUUUCUCUGCUUCGCCUUCUUUCCGCUGCUCCAGAACCGACGCCCCUUGCUUCGCUCCAUUCCCCUUCGUUUCCCACCCUCGCCCUUCUUUUGCCCGUCGAUUUUUCAUCUCUUCCCGCCUCAAUGCCUCAAUCUUCUCCGGUGCCGGCGCCGGCUUCGGUUCUCCGGACAAUGGGGACGUCCAGUACGAGCUCCAGCAUGGGUUCUCUCUGGAGCGGCGGAAGAGAGGGUCUGCUGUGUUCGUUACGCUUCCUAUCGACGCCGUGUCUCCGGCGGGUGAGGUGCGGAGGCGGAAGGCAAUGUCGCAGUCGUUCAGGGCGCUUGCGGCGGCCGGAGUUGAAGGCGUGGUGAUUGAAGUCUGGUGGGGUUUUGUGGAGAGGGAUGAGCCUUGUAGUUAUAAUUGGAAAGGGUAUUUGGAAAUUGUGGCGUUGGCUCGUCGGUACGGUCUGAAAGUUCGCGCUGUGUUUUCGUUCAGUCAAAAUGGCAUCGGGCCGGACGAUCCUCACUGGAUUCCCCUCCCUAAAUGGGUACUUGAAGAGAUUAAUAAAGAUCCCGAUUUAGCAUAUUCUGACAGAUUUGGAAGGAGAAAUGCGGAAUAUAUUACUCUUGGAUGCGACACUCUUCCUGUUUUGCUGGGACGAUCGCCAGUCCAAGCAUAUGCAGAUUUUAUGAGAAAUUUCAGAGACAUUUUUAGACCUUAUCUUGGAGCAAUUGUAACGGGAAUUCAAGUUGGGAUGGGCCCGGCUGGUGAACUUAGAUAUCCUUCAUCCCCAUUGCAGAAGUUAACAGGGGCACGGCGCUCUCAUGAACUUGGAGAAUUUCAGUGUUAUGAUAAGUACAUGCUUGCAUCUCUGAAUGCUUGUGCUCAAGAUGUUGGCAUGCGUGAAUGGGGAAAUGGAGGUCCUACUGGUGCUAGUAACUUGAUGAACAACCCCGAACAAACGGAGUUUUUCAGAGGUGAAAACGGUUCAUGGAAUACACCUUAUGGGGAAUUUUAUCUCAAAUGGUACUCAGAAAUGCUUCUACUACAUGGGGAGAGACUAUGUAAGGAAGCUGAAACCAUUUUCCGAGGUAUUGAAGUAAAUUUAUCAGCCAAAUUAGGUGGGAUUCACUGGCAUUACGGAACAAAAUCUCACCCAUCAGAGUUAACUGCUGGGUACUAUAAUACUUCAAUCCGAGAUGGAUAUCUCCCAAUUGCUCGCAUGCUUGGUAGGUACAGCUUCACAAUGUGUUGUUCAUGCUUCGAAAUGCAAGAUUUCGAAGAAAAGCAGAUGAACCCAGUUGGUAGCCCAGAAGGGUUUCUUCGGCAGCUGCUGAUAGCUGCCCGGGUGUGCGACAUACCUCUGGAAGGCGAGAACUCGGUGAUGGGGUUGGACAACAACUCGUUUCAACAGGCUGUGAAGAUGUCAAGGGUUUACUCGGAUGGGUUGGAGAAGCUCUCUUUUUCCUUCAAUUUUGUGAGGAUGGACAAAAACAUGUUCGAGUAUGGUAACUGGGUUCGAUUUACUCGUUUCGUGAGGCAGAUGUCUGAUACCUCCAAUCUUUUUCGGGCCAAGCUAAAUCCUGGAAGCAAUAGAAACCUCUCUUCUGCAUCUGAUAUUACUACGUCGAGAUUGGCUCUUGCAUAUCACUGAUGAUAACGUCACGUAAACACAUUAUCCACUCAAUACUUAAGUGCAUGUAUAAAGUAUGAUAUAGACUACUGGCCAGUUAUAUAAAUAUAUAAAUAGAUA